Messenger RNA from Hemibagrus wyckioides, 6891 nucleotides. Its product is annotated as macrophage mannose receptor 1-like. The record is from RefSeq and is a predicted model, not a curated record. The transcript is spliced from 17 exons. The coding region runs from base 41 to 4756 and encodes 1571 amino acids. Lineage: Eukaryota; Metazoa; Chordata; Actinopteri; Siluriformes; Bagridae.
GACUGGAGCAAACAGCAAACAGCACACAUCCGUGAGAGCCAUGUUUCAACUUCUCCUGCUAUUGGGGUUUUUCAGCCUUGGUGUCUGUCUUCCUCGUCAGUAUCACUUCAUUAAUGAGAAUAAGACCUGGUCCGAAGCACAGAGAUACUGCAGAGAGAAUUAUGUUGAUUUAGCCUCUAUUAAUAACACUGAAGAGGAACUGGCUGUUACUGAUAUCAUAGACAUCUGGAAUAGCAACCGAACCUGGAUUGGACUGUAUGAUGAUCUGAACAGCUGGAAAUGGUCUCUGGAUAAUGAAUCUUUCUACAAGGGGGGAGAGAGAAGCUUUAGAAACUGGUAUAUACAGAAACCAAGAAACUGGAAUGGAAACGCUUUGUGUGUGUAUGUAUCUUAUUAUAGUGCAGUUUGGUCAGAGACCUCUUGUUCCGGAAUGCAUAAGUUCAUUUGUUUUGAUGGCAGACUGAAUGCCAGUGAAAGAUAUGUCCCGAUUUAUGAGAACAUGAACUGGACUGAAGCUCAGAGAUACUGCAGAGAGCAUUACACAGACCUGACCAGUGUGAGGAACGAGACUGAAAACCAGAAGAUUAGAUCAGUCUUUAAAAAUUCAUAUUAUUCAGUAUUUUGGAUCGGCCUGUACAGAACCAGAUCUUGGUCAGAUAAAAGCAACUCUUCUUUCAGCAACUGGAAACCUGGACAACCAGAUAAUUACAGACAGAAUGAAUCCUGUACUGCUGUGUCAUUCAAGGAUUCUGGGAAAUGGACAGAUGAAAACUGCAGUCAAGCUUUUCCCUUCCUCUGUUACAGGACAAUGCCAUCAUCACCCUCUCGUCAGUAUCACUUUGUGAAUGAGAAUAAGACCUGGACUGAAGCACAGAGAUACUGCAGAGAGAAUUACACUGACCUGGCUACCAUUGAUAACAUGGAGGAAAUGAACAAACUCCUAAACACAGUAAAUGGCAGCUACACAGGUUUAGCCUGGAUUGGACUGUAUGAUGAUGAGAACAGCUGGAGAUGGUCUCUGGAUGAUGAUGCUUUCUACCAGGAGGGAGAGAGAGACUUCAGAGGAUGGGAACAUCAACCUGAUAACUCCAUUGGAAAUGAGAUGUGUGUUUAUAUUAGAUCUGAUGGAACAUGGUCUGAUGGAAACUGUAACAGUAAUUUACCAUUUGUUUGCUAUGAUGGAUGGAAUGGAACGGAAAAUUACACAUUCAUUAUUCAGUUCAUGUCUUGGACGCAGGCUCAGAAUUACUGCCGAGUGUAUCACACAGACCUGGCCAGUGUGAGGAACCAAGCAGAUAAUGUACAAAUCCGUAAUCUCACAAGUGGCUUUAAUGCAUGGAUUGGUCUAUACAGAACCAGACUCUGGUCAGACAAACAGGAAUCUAUGUAUGAAAACUGGAGACCAGCCACUCCGUCUGUACCUGAGCAGCCAGACAAUGGUGCAAAUGUUCAUUGGGAAUUUGGUUUUCAGCACUGCACUGCUGUAUCUCUCACAGAUUCAGGCUACUGGACAGAUGAGAGCUGCUUAACCACAAUCCCUUUUUUCUGCUAUAAAAAAUCCUGCACAGCAUCCUCAUGUUCCCUCUACCAGCAUCACUUUAUUAAUGAGAAUAAGACCUGGACUGAAGCACAGAGAUACUGCCGAGACAAAUACACUGACUUGGCCACCGUUAAUAAUAUGGAAGACGUGAAGAGUCUCCUUAACACAGUAUAUGGCAUCUAUUCUGGUUCAGCCUGGAUUGGACUGUAUGAUGAUCUAAAGAGCUGGACAUGGUCUCUGGAUGAUGCUUCUUUCUACAAGAAUGGAGAAAGAGACUUUAGAAACUGGUAUUUACAUAAACCAAGGAACUGGAAUGGGAAAAGUCUAUGUGUAUAUUUUUCGGGUUACUCUGCAAAUUGGUGGGAGGAGUCUUGUUCUCUUAAAUUUCCAUUUAUUUGUUUUGAUGGUAGAGUGAAUGCCAGUGAAAGCUAUGUUUUGAUUAAACAGUACAUGAACUGGACUGAAGCUCAGAGCUACUGCAGAGAACAUUACACAGAUCUGGCCAGUGUGAGGAACGAGACAGAGAAUCACAAGAUUAGAUUAUUAUCAUAUCAGUACAAUUAUCAUUAUUAUUAUUACUCUAUUUGGAUCGGCCUGUACAGAACCAGGUCUUGGUCAGACCAAAGCAACUCUUCUUUCAGCAACUGGAAACCUGGACAACCAGAUAAUUAUGCACAGAAUGAAUCCUGUACUGCUGUGUCAUUUAUUGAUUCUGGGAAAUGGACAGAUGAAAAUUGUUGUAAAGGUUUUCCAUUCCUCUGUUACAGCACAAUGCCAUCAUUACCCUCUCAUCAGUAUCACUUUGUUAAUGAGAAUAAGACCUGGACUGAAGCACAGAGAUACUGCAGAGAGAAUUACACUGACCUGGCUACCAUUGAUAACAUGGAGGAAAUGAACACACUCAUUAACACAGUAAAUGGCAGCUACUCAGGUUUAGCCUGGAUUGGACUCUAUGAUGAUCUGGACAGCUGGAGAUGGUCUCUGGGUGAUGAUGCUUUCUAUCAAGAGGGAGAGAGAGACUUCAGAGGAUGGGAACAUCAACCUGAUAACUCCAAUGGACAAGAGUUUUGUGUUUCCAUGAACACCAGAGGGGAAUGGUUUGACAGGCCUUGUGAUUACAGAUAUAAAUUUGUUUGUUAUAAUGGUACAAACACAUAUGUGGAGAAUAUUUACAGCAUGACCUGGGAAGAAGCUCAGAGAUACUGCAGAGAAAAUUACUUAGACCUGGCCAGUGUGAGGAAUGAGAACGAACUUCAGCAGAUCAUGCGAUUGAGCAUCCCCUCCGUCUAUGAGGUAUGGAUAGGUCUGCACAGGAACCGAUUAUGGUCAGAUCAGAGCAGCACAACCUUUACAUAUUGGAGACCAGCGUUUCCAGCACAGGGACCAGAACCUGAUAAUGGUGUGAAUUCAUUUGGUGAAUAUCUAAAUCAACACUGCACAGCUGUGGAUCAUUCCGGCCGAUGGACAGAUGAAAACUGUUUAGACCGUUUGCCUUUCAUCUGCUAUAGUGGGUUUCUCAGCCUGGGUGUCUGUCUUCCUCGUCAGUAUCACUUCAUUAACGAGAGUAAGACCUGGGCCGAAGCACAGAGAUACUGCAGAGAGAAUUAUGUUGAUUUAGUCUCUGUUAAUAACAUUGACGAGCAACAAGCGCUUAAUAAAAUUGUAAAAAUAUGGAACAGCAGGCAAACCUGGAUUGGACUGUAUGAUGAUCUAAAGAGCUGGAAAUGGUCUCUGGAUGAUGCUUCUUUCUACAAGAAUGGAGAUAGAAACUUUAGAAACUGGUAUAUAAACAAACCAAGGAACUGGAAUGGGAACAAUUUAUGUGUAUAUAUUUUUAGUUACUCUACAGAAUGGGUGGUGGCCUCUUGUUCUCAUACACUUCCAUUCAUUUGUUUUGAUGGUAGGGUGAAUGCCAGUGAAAGAUAUGUCCUGGUUAACAAGAACAUGAACUGGACUGAAGCUCAGAGAUACUGCAGAGAGCAUUACACAGACUUGACCAGUGUGAGGAACGAGACAGAGAAUCAGCAAAUCGGAGUCCUGUUACCUAAUAAUGUUGUAUUUUAUUAUGGUGCUGUAUGGAUCGGCCUGUACAGAACCAGAUCUUGGUCAGAUAAAAGCAACUCUUCUUUCAGCAACUGGAAACCUGGACAACCAGAUAAUUACAGACAGAAUGAAUCCUGUACUGCUGUGUCAUUCAAUGAUUCUGGGAAAUGGACAGAUGAAAAUUGUGGUCAAGCUUUUCCAUUCCUCUGUUACAGCACGAUGUCAGCAGCAUCCUCUCAUCAGUAUCAUUUUGUUAAUGAGAAUAAGACCUGGACAGAAGCACAGAGAUACUGCAGAGAGAAUUACACUGACCUGGCUACCAUUGAUAACAUGGAGGAAAUGAACACACUCCUUAACACAGUAAAUGGCAGCUACUCAGGUUUAGCCUGGAUUGGACUGUAUGAUGAUGAGGACAGCUGGAGAUGGUCUCUGGAUGAUGAUGCUUUCUACCAGGAAGGAGAGAGAGACUUCAGAGGAUGGGAACAUCAACCUGAUAACUCCAAUGGACAGGAGCUGUGUGUGUCCAUGAACCCUAAAGGGGAAUGGUUUGACAGGCCUUGUAAUUACAGAAUGGCUUUUGUUUGCUAUAACGGUACAACAAAUACAUAUGUGGGGAUUUUUAACCUGGCAAUGACCUGGGAUGAAGCUCAGAAAUACUGCAGAGCAAACCACAGAGAUCUGGCCAGUGUGAGGAAUGAGACUGAACUUCAGCAAUUACUGAACCUCACGCGUUGCUAUGAUGUAUGGAUAGGUCUUCAUAGGAACCGAUUAUGGUCAGAUCAGAGCAACCUGAGCUUUACAUAUUGGUUACAAGUGCCAGAAGCACCCAGAGACAACUCUGAGAUUGAGUAUUCUAUUAAACAACACCAAAAUCAACAUUGCACAUCUGUGGCUGGUUACAGACGUUGGAAGGAUGAAAACUGCUUUGCCAGGCUCCCUUUCAUCUGCUACACUGAAUUCACUCCAGGUGCUGUGAUGGGACUGCAAUUGAAAAUAAAUGCUAUUGGAAAUCCAUCAUAUUCUGAUAUUGAAGGAUGGGUGCUGAUAAAACUUGGACAAGAAUUGAGCAGACUGGGACUUUCAAGGAACAUCACUUUGAAUGUGAGAAACAUCAGUAACCUCAAACUAAAAGAGUUUGAGGGUGAAGGUUCCUGUUACCCUGCUUGUGAAUAAAAUGAUCCCUAACCCCUACUGAAUGAAAGGAAUGAAAUUAAUACUGUUUAUAAAUUCCUAAAAUAAAUUCCAGCAAAUAGAACACUGUACUAUUUUAUGCUUGGUGCGAUUUACAGAAAUUUCUGAUGUGUUAUAUUUUCUGAUUUACAAGAAUCGUAUAUUUUUACUUGCUGUCAAGGGAUGCUAUGUGAUUUAUUUAUUUAUUCUUUUUUGUAGUGAUGGUUGUGUUGAUUACAACCUACUAUGAAUAUACUGAUUGUGUGAAUGGUUUUUGAAUGCAGCUUAUGUAUUGUGUGAAGCAAUGUUAUUAAUAAAUGUAAAAUAGGGAAUUAUUCUGUUUAAACAAUCAUGCGAUCAUUUUGUGAACGGUUAUUGUAUUAUGAAAUCAAACAUUUGUUUAUUACUAUACUAUAAUACACCUUUAAGGCUUCCUAGGCUACAUAGCAAUUUCGAUCCAUCAGAAAAAAAAUAAUUGAAUACAAACAGUGUCAUAGGCGGCACGGUGGCUUAGUGGUUAGCACGUUUGCCUCACACCUGUGUGUGGAGUUUGCAUGUUCUCCCCGGGCUUGAUGGGUUUCCUCCGGGUGCUCCGGUUCCCUCCCACAGUCCAAAGACAUGCUACUAGGCUGAUUGGAAUCUCUAAAUUGCCCGUAGUGCGUGAUUGCAUGAGUGAAUGAGUGUUUGUGUGUGCCCUGUGAUGGGUUGGCACUCUGUCUAGGGUGUAUCCUGCCUUGAUGCCCGAUGAUGCCUGAGAUACGCUCCCGAGGAUAGAUCGGAUAAGUGGUACAGACAAACAGUGUCAGUCACAGGGCACCAUGCACACACUCGAUCACACAAGGUGGAAGGAAACUGAAAAACUCAGGGGUUAGGGGUAAACUUUAGGGGUAUACAAAACUCCACAAUAGGCUCAAACCUGUGACCCUGGAGCUGUGAGACAGACUACCGUGCUAGUGCAAAAACCAUGUUACCCUUCAAGGCUUUUAUUUUAUAAAUAAACUUAUAUUUAUUUUUUGGUUUAUUUGAAAUGUAUGAGGGGCAGCAUGGUGGCUUAGUGGUUAGCACUGUUGCCUCACAUCAAGAAUCCCAUGUUCAAACAGGCAGGGGCCUUUCUGUGUGGAGUUUGCAUGUUCUCCCCCGUGCCUGUAUGGGUGGGUUUACUCCGGGUACUCCGGUUUCCUCCUACAGUCCAAAAACAUGUACAUUAGGUUGAUUAGGUAAUUCUAAAUUGCCCAUAGGAGUGAGUGUGAGUGUGUGUGUGUGUGUAGUUGUUUGUCUAUAUGUGUGGCUCUGAGAUGGACUGGUGACCUGUCCAGGGUGUACCCCUGCCUUUCACCCGAUGUGUGCUGGGAUAGGCUCCAGCAGAUCCCUGUGACCCUAAUUAGGAAUAAAGCGGGUAUAGAAAAUGGAUGGAUGGAUGGAUGAUUCUAUGCAUGACGAAAUUAUGCACUUGUUUUCUUGCCACUGAAAUGGCACGAGAGGCCAAGAGUCUUUUUUAUUGUUAUUUUUUAUACACUUGUUCCUUUUUGAUUGUGUUUAGGUAAAUGAUACGAUCAAUUACAGCGCAAAAUGAAGUAGAUUGUUUAACAUGGAACAUGCAUUUGAAAAGCUUUCGGGUUUUUUUUAUCGUCAGCACGCGCAAGGGGUUUAUUUCUUUAUUGUAUAUCAACAUAUAUAACAACAAGAGAAUUACAGUGUAACAUAAUGCCAUCAAUACAUAAGAUUACAAUUAAAAUAAAUUUUAGCCAGUGGAAUAAAGAGAACACAAAAAAAACCUCAGAAAACAAAAAGAAGUAGAAGAAGAAGAAGAAGAAGAAGAAGAAGAAGAAGAAAGAGACUGGUAGAGUUUACUUGUCUAUUUCAAAUUUUUGCAGAUAAUAUCAAAAGUCCUGAUAGCUUUUUUUGCUUUACAUUCAUAUACCAAAUUGCAGUAUUGUUUAAAUUCAUCGAUAAAAUGAAAGAAAUUUGGCUUACCCCCUGACCACUUCAUUUUGUGCAACUAAUAAUUAAAUAAUACAUGCUUUAUCCUUUUCUAUCCCAUAGUCAUUAACAUAUAUCAUUAUAUCAGACCCACCCAAUUUAACAACUGUAUUAAGUUUUCUUGUAAUGAAAUUCUCGACAUCCGCCCAAAAUAUCUU